Messenger RNA from Capronia epimyces CBS 606.96, 927 nucleotides. RefSeq lists its product as uncharacterized. The transcript is spliced from 3 exons. NCBI's taxonomy places the organism in Eukaryota, Fungi, Ascomycota, Eurotiomycetes, Chaetothyriales, Herpotrichiellaceae. The coding region runs from base 1 to 927 and encodes 308 amino acids. The record is from RefSeq and is a predicted model, not a curated record.
AUGUCCGGACCAAUCCAGAAAGUGGUCGUGCUUGGGGCCACCGGCAACGUCGGCAAGCCUGUUGUCACAGCCCUGGCCAAAGCGGGAUACACGGUGACGGCAGCCUCACGAACCGAGGGCAAGAAGUUCCCGCAUCCCAUCAUCCCGGCCGUGGUCGACUACAGCUCGGUCGAGGCGCUCGUCGACCUGUUCAGAGGCCAGGACGCCGUGGUCGAAGCCUUCCCCCCGAACGCGGCACACAUGCAACCCACCAUCGUCGACGCUUGUCUCAAGGCCGGCACGGUCAAGCAUAUCAUCACGCCGGAUUUCGCAGGCGACACCUUCAGCCCGCAUAUUAGAGAGUUGCCGCUGUAUGUGCCCAAAGUCGAGGCGCAGAAGCAGCUGGAGGACAAGGUCCGCGGCACCGAGCUUUCCUGGACCGCCAUCAUCACUGGCGGGUGGUAUGAUUGGGCAAUCCCACUUGGGUACUACUGGAUCAACCCGCAGACAAACACCAUCACCGUAUACGGCAGCGGAAACCAGCGUAACAGCAUGUGCCGCGUCAGCACCGCUGCCAAAGCUGUCUGCGAUGUUCUCGCAGACCCAGCCAAGUUUAAAAACCGGCCCGUCUACGUCGCCGACCACACCGUCAGUUUGAACGAACUGAUUCCCAUCCUCGAAGAUGUACGGCCGGGCUGGAAUAUCGUCAAGGUCGAUCUCGAUGCCUUCUUCGCCGAGGCUAAGAGGCUGUGGGACGAGGAUACGGAGAAGGGAGUCAAGGUCCGAUUGCUCACGCCGGCCUACAACAUGCUCGGAACUUAUGGCAUCUUCGAGGAGAACAACAGAUACAAUGCCGACUUUGAGCGCUUGAUCGAGCCUGGAUCUGCAUACCAGAAGCCACUGGCCGAGCUGAAGGAAGAGUUCAAGGUCUUAGUCAGGCCGAAAUGA